AUGCCAGCUAGCAUCACUUUCCUUCCUGUCAGAUUGCCGCCGCCGCCUACCACGCAGAGACGCACUCAUACCCCCCUCCCCGGGCCUGCGGCGCAGAUGAACAUCGACGCUGCAUAUGCACCUCAUAGUAUCCUGCCCAACCCUGCCCUUCCCUACCAUCGACACAGCCUAGGCUCCCCGUGCCCAGAGCCCAGAGGCAUCUGGUAUCGCCUUACGAUGAACACCCUCCCCAGGGGCCAGGGCACAGGAAACCAACAAGAAACCGUCCACUUGCGGCCUGUUGCGUGGCCCUGCCUCCUCUUCUGGACAUUCGUCCGGACACGCCCGCCUCGCUGA
Molecule: messenger RNA, 336 nt
Organism: Colletotrichum higginsianum IMI 349063
Lineage: Eukaryota; Fungi; Ascomycota; Sordariomycetes; Glomerellales; Glomerellaceae
Exons: 1
Coding region: 1-336 (111 amino acids)
Source: RefSeq, a predicted model, not a curated record